Molecule: messenger RNA, 2588 nt
Organism: Trichechus manatus latirostris (Florida manatee)
Lineage: Eukaryota; Metazoa; Chordata; Mammalia; Sirenia; Trichechidae
Gene: SYS1
Product: SYS1 golgi trafficking protein
Exons: 4
Coding region: 1801-2271 (156 amino acids)
Biological process (GO): Golgi to endosome transport; protein localization to Golgi apparatus; Golgi to plasma membrane protein transport
Cellular component (GO): trans-Golgi network; Golgi membrane
Source: RefSeq, a predicted model, not a curated record
AACCUUUUGGUUAGCAGCCGUAGCUCUUAACUGUACCACCAAGGCUUCUUAGGUUAGUAGUCGAGUGCAGACAAUUUGUACCACUCAGGGACCUUUACACCUACAAAAAAGGGUUAAUAUCUACCGUCUAGGAUUGUGAGGACUAUACAAGAUCAUGAAGGGACUUAAUAAGCAGUAGAUGUUUUCUCAGAAACACUGUAUCACUUGAGCAGUCAGUGGACCAGAGGGAUUUGAAUAUAUUCAGUUUACUGACCUGAACUGAGGCAGCUAAAAGAAUGGUAGAGCUGGAAAGCACCUCAGAAAUCUUUGGGCCCUAAUGACUCCGGAAGUGGAGCAGGAGUGAACUGUUUACAGUAUUUCCAAAUGAUAAAGGAAAUCACAUACCCUUGAUACAGUUUCAAGUUUCUUCACUUUUAUCUGGAAUUGUAUCAACUCAAGGUGCUAACAUAGUUACCACAUGCUGUUCAGGAGUCUGAUCAGCAGUUACAUGUUUCUGGUUUUUGUUUUGUUUUUUAAUAGGAAAAUAAUUAGUGGAGGUGGAUUCAAUGUUGGAAAACCCGUUAAUCUUGUCUAACUUCUCACUUCAUAAACAGGGAAGCUGAGGUUUAAAGAAGGAAGUGGCUUGCUCAGUCACACAGCUAGUAAGUGAUAGAGCAGGCUCUAAACUCAGGCUCUUUUUGUGGAACCAGUUACUUUCUCUCUUUCCACUCCAGAGAAGGGGAAUCUGGGAUCAAUGAAGCUGAGCACUUUUGGUCCGUUGGAUCAGGAAUGAAAGUGACUCAUCAAUUUGCUGUUUCCCUUUCUCUAUUCUUGACUCAUUCGGCAAAUAUUUACUGACUGUCCACACGAUCUGGACUCAGAAGAGAAGGCAGAGAUAAAACAGUCAUGGCCACACAUAGGCAGAGUCAGGAUGUGUGCCCAGAUAUGACUUCAGAAUCUGAGCUUUUUCUACCACUCUGCCUUCUAAUAUACAUCCAGAUUCUGAACAGUGUCUGAAGGCUGGGGCUGUCCCAUUUGUACAUGUCCUAACCCUCCUGGCAGCCAGUAAGCACAAAAUCAUUGCUGAGAACACCACUAUGGUGUUGAAAACACCUGAAUUCUAAUCCUUACUUUGCCACUAACUCUAUGUCUUUGAAAUAAGUUUGCUGCUUUCUCUGGGCCUUAGUUUAAUCGUCUGUAAAAGCGGAACAGUAGGAAAAUCACGUAUGUGUGAAAGAGCUUGUAAAUUCAAGUUGUCCCAGAAUCUAACUAGGAGAAGAAAACAUUGGGAACCUAGGGUGAAAAUAGUCAACGUUAAUCACUUCGUUAAACUCCAAACACUGUACCUUAGACUCUGGUCUCCUUCUCUCUCCCCUAGCCGCUCUUCCUUUACUCAAACUUCUCCUCUAGAGGGCACGCAAGCUCUAUCGCUUUCGUGUAUCAUUUCCGUUCGCCUUCACUCUUCAUUCUGCGCAUGUGCGUACUUCGCUUCCCUGCUACCAGUACCCUCCUUUAGCUGGCUUGCACCCAUUACGCCUGCGCAAUCUCAGCCCCUCGCCUCCACAGCCGUCCCCGGAAACGCUUCCUUCCUACGCAGCCGCUACUGGCGCCGCCGUCGCUGGAGCUUUGCCUCUCUAGGCCGGUAGGGCCUCUUCUCCAUGGUCCUGCCUGUCAGCGCUGUUUCGGGGGUCUACCGGUGAGGCCGAGCCGCGCUCGGAAGCGUCAGUCUUUGAGUCCGUCGGUCGUGCUGGGGCGGCCCGGGGCCGAUGGCGCCGCGGCUCUGACGGUAGCUCGGACGUCGGCCGUGCUCCGUGGGCCGGCAUGGCAGGCCAGUUCCGCAGCUACGUGUGGGACCCGUUGCUAAUCCUGUCGCAGAUAGUCCUCAUGCAGACCGUCUAUUAUGGCUCUUUGGGCCUGUGGCUGGCGCUGGUGGACGGGCUGGUGCGCAGCAGCCCUUCGCUGGACCAGAUGUUCGACGCCGAGAUCCUGGGCUUCUCUACCCCUCCAGGCCGGCUCUCCAUGAUGUCCUUCAUCCUCAACGCCCUCACCUGUGCCCUGGGCUUGCUGUACUUCAUUCGGCGAGGGAAGCAGUGCCUGGAUUUCACUGUCACUGUCCAUUUCUUUCACCUCCUGGGCUGCUGGUUCUACAGCUCCCGUUUCCCCUCGGCGCUGACCUGGUGGCUGGUCCAAGCCGUGUGCAUUGCACUCAUGGCUGUCAUCGGGGAGUACCUGUGCAUGCGGACGGAGCUCAAGGAGAUCCCCCUCAACUCAGCCCCUAAAUCUAAUGUCUAGGAUUGGGCCCUUUGGACUCCCUGCUGGGCACUUGUUCCCCCGAACACUUUGGGUUACUCAGGCCUUCCAGAUGAGGUCCAGCCCGGGUCUGAGAGGAACCCUGAAAAUGUGAAGUCUCUGUUGGUGUGGGAGAGGUAGUGAGGCCCCUUGAAGAAGGCAGGUAGCGUUCAAGAUCACAACUGCAAAAAUGGCCUCUGUCUCCUGAAGCUUUGGUGUCUGAGAGGCCAGGAAGGGGAACUCUUUGAGGGUAAUAACAGAAUUGGAACCAUGUCACUUUUGAGCCACCAUACCUGUCACCAGCCUGUUGUUUCCAAAAA